CUGUGUUCUAUGUACAUGGGAAUCUGCUUGUCCUUAAGAAGAUAUGCCGGUGCCUCGGAGGCAGUAGGCAGCCUCACCACGAAGCUGAACAUCUCUUUCCCAGCUACUGGCUGCCAGAGACUCAUUGAAGUGGACGAUGAACGCAAACUUCGUACCUUUUAUGCGAAGCGAAUGACCACAGAAGUUGCUGCUGAUGCUUUAGGGGAAGAAUGGAAGGGUUACGUGGUACGAAUCAGUGGUGGCAAUGACAAACAAGGCUUCCCCAUGAAGCAGGGUGUCUUGACCCAUGGCCGUGUCCGCCUACUGCUGAGUAAGGGGCAUAACUGCUACCGACCACGGAGCACUGGAGAAAGAAAGCGCAAAUCUGUUCGGGGUUGCAUUGUGGAUGCCAAUCUCAGUGUUCUCAACUUGGUCAUUGUGAAAAAAGGGGAGAAGGAUAUUCCUGGACUCACUGAUACUACUGUGCCUCGUCGCCUGGGGCCCAAGAGAGCUAGCAGAAUCUGCAAGCUUUUCAAUCUCUCAAAGGAAGAUGAUGUCCGCCAGUAUGUUGUGAGAAAGCCCCUAAUUAAAGAAGGUAAGAAACCUGGAACCAAAGCACCCAAGAUACAGCGUCUUGUUACUCCACGUGUCCUCCAACACAAACGUCCGCGCAUUGCUUUGAAGAGGCAGCGCACGAAGAAAAACAAGGAAGAGGCUGCAUAAUACACUAAGCUUUUGGCCAAGAGAAUGAAGGAAGCCAAAGAAAAGCGCCAGGAACAGAUUGCCAAGAGACGGAGGCUGUCUUCUCUGAGAGCUUCUACCUCAAAGUCUGAGUCCAGUCAAAAAUGAGAUUGUUGUAAGAGGAACAAAUAAGUAAGAUCAGAAGUAAAAAAAAAAAAAAAAAAAAAGAAGAUAUGCCAAACUUUUCCCCAUCUUAGGAUAUUUGAUCUUCCCCUGACUAUCACCCCACAAGAUUUUCAAAUGACUUAUUUGUUCUCAACAUUUGGAUCUCAGCUCAAAUGUCUCUCAUUAUCAAGAUCUCUGUUCAAAUGUAACCUUCUUAACCCACAAUGUCAUCACCAUUUGUCACUCUCUGUCCUAUUAUCUGCUUUAUUUUCUUUAUAGCACUUAUCACUUUGGAAUAUCAGGACUGGUCUGUCUUGCUUAUUAAAAUCUAAUCUUGCAUUUCCAUUUUCACAGUACUAAAGUAGCUCUUAAUCAUG
Messenger RNA from Felis catus (domestic cat), 1202 nucleotides. Its product is annotated as 40S ribosomal protein S6-like. Lineage: Eukaryota; Metazoa; Chordata; Mammalia; Carnivora; Felidae. Gene Ontology annotation, biological process: translation. The transcript has a single exon. Gene Ontology annotation, cellular component: ribosome. Gene Ontology annotation, molecular function: structural constituent of ribosome. The record is from RefSeq and is a predicted model, not a curated record.